UUUCAAACAAACACACACCAAUAACUUCAUCAUCAACCUUUCUUUCUUACGCAAUUAUAACUUCAACUCCACUCUCUCUCUCUCUCUCUCUCUCCACCUUGAAUGUCGAUCAAUUCAUAGAAGGAGGAGAAGCUCUCUGCUUUGUUGCUUGUCUCUUCCCUCAAAUUGAGAAACAGAGAGAGAGAGGGGGCGGAAACAGAGUUCCUUGAUAAACAAUCGGCUGAUUUGACCUUUCAGUUCUCAAAUCGGCGAACUUGAGCUUCACCCACUCUAAACCAACUUGUGGGUUUUGGUGGGUUUCUCUUAAUUUUCCAGAAUUCGGAGAGAAAAAUCUUGAAUUUUCCCCACAAGAUGUUUUGGUUUGGGUGUGACUGUUUUUACUGGAGCAGAGGAGUCUCCGAGUUUGAUUCGGAACCGUCCGAGCCAAAGCCCUUCUCGCUUCCCUCUCCUCUUCCUCGCUGGCCACAAGGUCAAGGUUUUGCUACUGGAAGAAUAAACCUUGGAGAGCUAGAAGUGGUUAAAAUCACCAAGUUCCACAAACUUUGGAGCUCUGUUUCAUCCCACGGUAAAUCCAAAGGUGCUGCAUUUUACAGGGCCGAGGAAGUUCCACAAGGUUUCCACUGCCUUGGUCACUAUUGCCAGCCAACUGAUAAGCCCUUGAGAGGCUAUGUACUUGCAGCCAGGGCUAGCAAACCCGCCAACGCCGAUGAUCUCCCACCCCUGAAAAAGCCUGUGGGUUAUACUUUAGUUUGGAGUGCAGACUCAGAGAAAAAAAACGGCGGUGGUUACUUCUGGCUACCUAAUCCUCCGGUUGGUUACAAAGCAAUGGGAGUUAUUGUAACACAAGAACCAAAGGAACCUGAAACAGAGGAAGUUAGAUGUGUAAGAGAGGAUCUCACCGAGAGUUGUGAAGCCUCUGAGAUGAUACUUGAUGUAGGUUCUUCCAAGAAGUCAAAUCCUUUUAGUGUAUGGAGCAUCCAACCUUGCGAGAGAGGGAUGAGGUCACAAGGAGUAUCCGUUGGCUCAUUCUUCUGCUGCACUUAUGAACUAUCAUCAAACCAAACGGUCCGUGAUAUCUCAUGCUUAAAGAAUCUUGAUCCAACCUUACACGCAAUGCCGAAUCUCAACCAAGUCCACGCCGUCAUCAAACACUACGGACCAACAGUCUAUUUCCACCCUGAGGAAACCUACAUGCCUUCAUCAGUACAAUGGUUCUUUAAAAACGGAGCUUUGCUGUACCGUUCAGGGAAGGAUUCACAAGGCGAACCGAUCAACUCCACAGGCUCAAACCUACCUUCUGGAGGAAGCAAUGAUCUUGAGUUCUGGAUUGAUCUCCCUGAAGACGAAGAAGCAAAGAGUAACCUCAAGAAAGGGAACCUGGAAACCUCUGAGCUUUACGUUCAUGUAAAGCCAGCGCUCGGUGGGACGUUCACCGACGUUGCGAUGUGGAUCUUCUGCCCCUUUAACGGCCCAGCAACGCUCAAGAUCGGUCUCUUCACUCUGCCUAUGACCAGAGUAGGAGAACACGUCGGUGACUGGGAGCAUUUCACUUUCCGUGUGUGUAACUUCUCCGGGGAGCUUUGGCAGAUGUUCUUCUCUCAGCAUAGUGGAGGCGGUUGGGUUGAUGCGUCUGAGGUUGAGUUUGUUAAAGGCAACAAACCGGCGGUUUACUCGUCUAAACACGGACACGCUAGCUUCCCUCACCCUGGGAUGUAUCUCCAGGGCUCGUCCAAGUUUGGGAUUGGUGUGAGGAACGAUGUUGAGAAGAGUGAGUACGUUGUGGAUUCUAGCCAGAGGUAUGUGGUUAUAGCAGCUGAGUAUUUAGGUGUGGCUGAGCCGUGUUGGUUGCAGUAUAUGAGAGAGUGGGGGCCGGUGAUAGAGUAUGAUUCAGGGUCUGAGAUUGAUAAGAUCAUGGAUCUUCUUCCUUUGGUUGUUAGGUUCUCGAUAGAGAACAUUGUGGAUUUGUUUCCAGUUGCUCUGUAUGGAGAGGAAGGUCCCACGGGGCCGAAGGAGAAGUAUAACUGGGAAGGAGAUGAGCUUUGUUGAAGUCUCUUUUGCUAAGUGUUGUAUUGUGUCUGAUACAGUAAUACUAGUUUUAGGGUGUUGUGGUUGUGGUGGUUUGUAUAUGAUGAUGUUUAAAGUCUCUCCCCAAAAAAAAAGAAUGUAUCACUACUUUGUUGUUUUGUUUCUAUACAAACUUCAUGUACAUGAGUGGCAUGAGGUUGCUAUAUUCUACAUGUUUAUGUAA
Raphanus sativus (radish) is the source of this 2248-nucleotide messenger RNA. RefSeq lists its product as hypothetical. The transcript is spliced from 2 exons. NCBI's taxonomy places the organism in Eukaryota, Viridiplantae, Streptophyta, Magnoliopsida, Brassicales, Brassicaceae. The coding region runs from base 352 to 2046 and encodes 564 amino acids. The record is from RefSeq and is a predicted model, not a curated record.